Messenger RNA from Fusarium poae, 3933 nucleotides. RefSeq lists its product as uncharacterized. The coding region runs from base 1 to 3933 and encodes 1310 amino acids. Gene Ontology annotation, molecular function: protein binding. Lineage: Eukaryota; Fungi; Ascomycota; Sordariomycetes; Hypocreales; Nectriaceae. The transcript is spliced from 8 exons. The record is from RefSeq and is a predicted model, not a curated record.
AUGACGUCUCCCCAACAACUUAACUUGGAAAGGCCUUUGGACCAAUUCCGACGCGAGCUCACUGACGCCCAAAGGGCAGAGAUCAGCGGCGCAAAUCGGAUAGUCAUCAACCAUGAAAUUCAGAAGAUACAAACGAAACUCGGACGAGAGAAAGGUCUGUGUAGGCUCGGAAGAAUGACCAAGUUUCUUGACGCAAUGGAAGAAAUUGAGAAGCUCAUCACAAUCUUCCUCAAUGUGAGCGAAGCAGUGGCUUUCAUUUGGGGCCCUAUUAAGCUUGUUCUCAUGCUGGCCACAACAUGGACAAACAGUGUCAAAAACAUCAUCGAUGUCUAUGAAGAGAUCGCUACAGCACUCGAUAAUCUGGCUGUCUUCCAUAACCUAAUCAGAGAUAAUGAUCAAUUAAAGCGGAUGCUUGAAGAUUACGUUUCCGAUAUCCUUCGAUUCCAUCGUUCCAUUCUGGCGGUGUUUUCCAAGCCUGACUGGAAGAGAUUCUUCGUAUUCAUUUGGGGAGAGUUCCGACGCAGUGUCAAGCCGAUCAUCGAGAGCCUCAAAAGGAAGCAAGCGAUGCUGUCAGAUGACAAGCUUCAACAACAUGCAAUUCUCAAAACCCUCCAACAUUCCGAUUCAUACGCAAAAGACCAAUUCGAACAAAUACAUUCUGAUUUGGGUGAUGUACUCACCUUGGAACAACUGAGACGUCAGCAACAGCAAAAUGAAGAAAUCAAGUUAUCGUUGGAAAAGAAACUCAAUGUGUCUUUGUCUCAAACAUCAAGUCAGCUCGAGCUACCAGACACCAUAAUUGAAUCAUCCGGUAGCUGGAUUCUUUCUGACCCACGUUUUAAAUCAUGGGAAGACAAUAAGUCACUACAACAAUGCGUCUUGUUCUUGAAUGGGUGUCCCGGUGCUGGAAAGUCGACUCUGGCAAGAAUAAUAAUUCGUCACUUGAACAACAAAAGAUCAGAAGAAUCCCAAUCCCAAUCCCGAUCCCCAUUGUUUUACUUCUUUUUCAAGCACAACGAUUCAGAUCGCAGAUCGACUCGAUCAAUGCUGUGCCAUAUCAUCACGCAGAUAAUACACUCAGAUGAUGCAAUGAUGCGAUUUGUUUACGACAAAUGCUCUACCUUGGACUACCUUCAGCCGUCCCUGCUAAAAGGUCUGGCCACAGAUUGUUUGUUAUUUCAGCAGGACCCUAUCAUUGUUCUCGAUGGCCUCGACGAAGCCAAGGACAAUGAAACCGCAAAUUGUCUAAAGUGGUGUCUAUAUGAUCUCCUUCAAAUUGCCAAGUCGCAAGGCCGUCAUGUCCGGAUUCUGGUUUGUGGACAGGAAGAUGGAAGAAUUGAACCAUUUCUGUCUUCGUACCCUCAGAUCCGACUUCACACUUUAGAUCCCCACAUGAAGGACAUUGAGGAAUACUGCAGGGACCGGGCUUCUGUAAUCAGUUCCAGGUUUCGGCUUCUAUCUGACGAUGAAAAAGAUUUAGUUGUCAAAGUCUCAAAGGCAGCAAAAGGCAUGUUUCUUUAUGCAAAGGUCGUGCUGGCAAACCUGAUAGCGAUGGGGUCAAGGAAAGAGUUCAAAGCCGAGCUCAAAGACAACGAGUUUCCCCGAAACCUGGACGAAGCUUAUGAGCGUAUUCUACAGCGUAUAAUAUAUUCCGCCGGUCCAUCGGCACAAUCAAGCACUAAGCAAAUUCUUGACGUUGACGACGAACUUUGCGAUCCGGAAGAUGUCCGUGCGGAUGGUUGCAAGAAACUUUGUAGUUCACUAGUCGAUGCUACAGACUGUGAAUUGUUUCCAGGAGUCGAGUCUGAACAGACUAUUACCAUGAUCCACGAAACGGCAAGCAAAUAUCUCAUAUACACCAAUACCAUUGACGUUAUGCAAGAGCACAUCGCCAUGUCCCUCUUUUGCUGCCGCUAUCUUAACUCUAGACCAUUUUUCAGCGCCGAAAUCGACGAAUUGAGGGAAGUGGUUGAAACAGGCUACUUUGGUUUCAUGGACUAUGCUGCUUCCUGUUACGAAUCUCACAUCAAGAAAUCCAAACUCCUGAUGACCGAUGCCAACUCGAACUCAGCCUUACAGAUAAAAGACGCCUUGUCGAAUUUGGAAGACACAUAUCAUAGCACUGCCCCACACAAUGCAGCCGAUAUGCAUGCACUCGCAGGCUGCGUCGUGCAACCUAGCAAAGUCCUCCUUCAAGCCAUACAAGACAAGGUAGUCAAUAUACGCACGACGAUUCACGCCCACUGGGAUACUCUAUCGCUGAACACAGGAUUCAAAGAACUCGAAGGCGAAAAAAGGCAUAAGUGUCCUAAGCUUCAUUGCAGCAAAUUCUGUGUUGGCUUUUUGAAUGAUGCUCUACUGCGGCGGCAUCUCACCAGUCAUGAUCGUCCGUUCAAGUGCAAGGACGAAAGCUGCUUUGCCUAUAUCGUUGGUUAUGCGUCGCAAAAGGAUCUGCAGCUUCAUAGCCACUCGUUUCAUCAUGACGACUCGUUAGUCAAAAUAAUAUUUCCUGGAGGCAACAAGACAACUGAGAAGGACUUUAUCAAUGCUUGCAAAGACGGAGACCUUAAGAAAGUACGGCUACUGCACCAUUUGGGGGCUGAUCUGCAAGGUCCAUCACUUCAAACUUCACCCUUAUAUAUUGCUUUUGAAGCUGGACAUGGCCAUAUAUGCAAAUACCUCAUCCAAAACGGUGCCAAUCCUUUUGGAAGAAGCGUCACUGCAUAUAAAUGGUCACCAGUGUCGCUUGUCAUUGAAAGGAAAAACUUUCAUAUGUUGGAGUUAUUCUUAUUUGCCUAUCCCGGGUACACAUCCUCUAACGAUGCCUGGCGCAUAGGACCGUGUGUGCUAGAUAUUCUUCGACAUUACCCGCCCGGGGUUGACAUUAUACUACGAUUACUAAUCAUUGAGAAUGAAUCAGGGUACUUAUCGACCUAUCUUCCGGUGGUCAUAGAAGAGUUCGCAAGGUUUUUGGUGCUUUGGGGACAACAAAUGGAGGCCACCAUGUUCGAGCGCCACUAUAACCUGGUCGAACACUCGAACGACACCAUAGCCAUGCAUACAAAGUUUCGUGAAUUCUUUCCAAACCUGUACAACCAUAACGAUGUUCUCGACCCUGAUCCCGAAAACCAAGGGUAUAGACUAUAUCAACAGGCGCUGAAAAGACAGAACCGUUUACUUCACGAGGCCUUUACCAUGAAGAUCUAUCCUUUUGCUUCCUUUUUGAUGGACAUCGACAUUGAGAAUGUACUACAGGGACAAGAUUCAAGCGGCAAUAGUCCCUUACACAGCUUUAUCGCCGAAUCCUGUCGAAAUGCUUGUGAUGGCUGUGUACACAUCAUUGAGCGCCUCAUCCAUCUCGAUAGCGCUGGACUCGCACAUCAGCCUAAUGACAACGGGCACUUACCAGUCCAUAUCGCAAUACAUAGGAAUAUUUCUCCCUCGAUCUUGCAAACUAUUUUAAAAUUCACAAAGGACUUGAAUCACAAGGAUACAUGGGGAAUGACGCCAUUGCAUUAUGUUCAAAGCAAGGAAAUUUUGGAAACCCUCCUCCAGCACAAGGAAGUCGACCUUUUUUGCAGAAACAAUGAAGGGCAAACUCGCUUUGCAAGAUUUUGCGAAAAUGAUAUGGAUUUUGACGAAGACCUGAUGCAACUAUUUCUGGACAGGGACAUAACACUAGCAUGGACUGCUGACGAGGCUACACAAAGUCUUACGCCUCUUCACUAUGCGAUGAUAGAUAACAACUGGGGCGAGGGCAGACCCUCAAGUGCAGCUAAGUUCCUUCUCAACCUUUCGGAGGUCAAGCAAGUCCUACAAGCCUUUUCAACCAGUUCUAUGGAAGAUUGUAAGAAAGUAAGAGAUUUUGCGCACGAAGAGGAUCUAUGGCAUGCGUUAGAAAUCAUGGACCAGAUUGCAUUUGGCCUCAGAUGA